Octopus bimaculoides (California two-spot octopus) is the source of this 4480-nucleotide messenger RNA. RefSeq lists its product as uncharacterized. Gene Ontology annotation, biological process: regulation of transcription by RNA polymerase II. The record is from RefSeq and is a predicted model, not a curated record. Gene Ontology annotation, molecular function: RNA polymerase II cis-regulatory region sequence-specific DNA binding; DNA-binding transcription factor activity, RNA polymerase II-specific. NCBI's taxonomy places the organism in Eukaryota, Metazoa, Mollusca, Cephalopoda, Octopoda, Octopodidae.
UCUAACUGUGAUGUCUGUGGUAAAUCAUUCUCUUGUAAUAGAUACUUGAUUAAUCACAAUUGUAUUCAUACAGGAGAGAAGACAUAUCACUGUAUUAUGUGUGGCAAAUCAUUCUCUCAAAUAAAUGCCUUGACUAGACACAAACAGACACAUAUAAGAGAAAAGCCAUAAUUUUGAAAUACCUUAUACAUACAUAUAUACAUACAUACAGAUCUCUUCGUACAUAUAUACAUAUGCACACACACACACGAACAAAUAUACAAGUAUAAGUAUAUAUGAACACAUGUAAAACAGAUACAUCCGCUUAAUGUCAAAGUAGCUAGAACUUUAUUCUUUCUUUCAUAACAUUGGUGAAAAUUUGAUAAAAAUGUUAAAUGUUUGGAAGAAUUUUAGACGGAGGUAAUCGGACCGAGAAAAUAAUUGGAGCGAAUCCAGCCUGUGAGUAAGAGCCAUCUUGGGGAGAAUCGGGGAAAUAGAUUGGUUUAAAGGGGAAUAACUUAUACAGCAGGGGAAAAUUUUAAAACGAAUGGUGAUUUAAUAUCGGGCACUGCACUCCGUCGCUUACGACGUCGAGGUAUCCAGUUGAUCCGAUCAACGGAACAACCUGCUCGUGAAAUUAACGUGUAAGUGGCUGAGCACUCCACAGACACGUGUACCCUUAACGUAGUUUUUCGGGGAUAUUCAGCGUGACACAGUGUGACAAGGCUGACCCUUUGAAUUACAGGCACAACAGAAACAGGAAGUAAGAGUGAGAGAAAGUUGUGGUGGAAGAGUACAGCAGGGUUCGCCACCAUCCCCUGCCGGAGCCUCGUGGGUCACUGGUGCAUAAGAAUACGAAUAUCACAUCCUGUUGACAUCAGAGAAAUUUCUUCAUUCAGAUGUGCCUUUGAUAUUUUUAUAAAAUUCCAUCAACAAAAGGAGGAAGAUAUAUUUAUAAGGAGCAUUCAUCAAUACAUCAACCACUUUAUAUAAAUAAUAUACAUGACAAACAACAGCGAAUUAUUUUUCUCGUCUUCACUGUCUGGAAUUUAGAGGAGGUGAUUGCUUUACAAGCUUGGAUAACUUUACGAAGGAGUUCACAGUUUUCACCUGCUAAUUUAGAUGAGAGAAUCAUAGUAUUAAAUUAUUCCCUGAAAAUAGUAACUCAACUGAACACAAACAUAUUCAUAGAAAUGAAUAAAAUAUCUUUGUGAUAUGAAAGACAAAUUAUUCUCUCAUAAUGGAUACUUUAACUGAGCCAAAAAACCUUGAUACAGAAGAGGAACCAUAUUCCUGUGAUAUCUGUGGUAAAUCAUUCUCUGGAAAAAGUUACUUGACUAUUCACAAACGUACACAUACAGGAGAGAAGCCAUAUCAUUGUGAUAUCUGUGGUAAAUCAUUCUCUUGUAGUAGUCACUUGUGUAGACAUAAACGCAUUCAUACUGGGGAAAAAACAUAUCACUGUGAUUUCUGUGGUAAAUCGUUUUCUGAAAAUAGUACUUUAACUAGACACAAAAGUAUUCAUACAGGUGAGAAGCCAUAUCCUUGUAAUAUCUGUGGUCAGUUAUUCUCUCAAAGUAAUUACUUGACUAUUCACAGACGUAUUCAUACUGGAGAAAAACCAUAUCACUGUAAUAUCUGUGGUAAAUCAUUUUCUCAAAAUAACACUGUAACUAGUCACAAACGGACACAUACAGGAGAAAAGCCAUAUCAUUGUGAUGUCUGUGGUAAAUCAUUCAUGGAAAACGGUCACUUGACUAAACAUAAACUGAUUCACACAAGACAGAAACCAUAUCAGUGUGAUAUCUGUGGUAAAUCAUUUUCUCAAAAUGGUCACUUGACUGGCCACAGACGUAUUCAUACUGGAGAAAAACCAUAUCACUGUGAUGUAUGUGACAAAUCAUUUUCUGAGAACAGCGCUUUAACUAAACACAAAAGUAUUCAUGCAGGUGAGAAGCCCUAUCAUUGCAAUACCUGUGGUAGAUCAUUCUCUUGUAAUAGUCAAUUAACUAGUCACAGACGCAUUCAUACUGGGGAAAAGCCAUAUCAUUGUGAUAUCUGUGGUGAAUCAUUUUCUGAAAAUAGCACUUUAACUAGACACAAACGUAUUCAUACUGGAGAGAAGCCAUAUCAUUGUGAUAUCUGUGGUAAAUCAUUCUCCCGAAGUAGUUACUUGACUAGUCACAGACGUACUCAUACUGGAGAAAAACCAUAUCACUGUGAUAUCUGUGGUAAAUCGUUUUCUCAAAAUAACACUGUAACUAGUCACAAACGGACACAUACAGGAGAAAAGCCAUAUCAUUGUGAUGUCUGUGGUAAAUCAUUCAUGGAAAAUGGUCACUUGACUAAACACAAACUUACACAUACAAGAGAGAAGCUAUAUCAUUGUGAUAUCUGUGGUAAAUCAUUUUCUCAAAAUGGUCACUUGACUGGCCACAGACGUAUUCAUACUGGAGAAAAACCAUAUCACUGUGAUAUAUGUGACAAAUCAUUUUCUGAGAACAGUGCCUUAACUAAACACAAAUGUAUUCAUGCAGGUGAGAAGCCAUAUCAUUGUAAUAUCUGUGGCAAUUCAUUCUCCACAAAUAGUCAGUUGAAAAGUCACAGACUUAUUCAUACUGGUGAAAAACCAUAUUACUGUGAUGUCUGUGACAAAUCAUUUUCUAAAAAUAGUACUUUCACUAAACACAAAAGUAUUCAUACAGGUGAGAAGCCCUAUCAUUGCAAUACCUGUGGUAAAUCAUUCUCUUGUAAUAGUCAAUUAACUAGUCACAGACGUGUUCAUACUGGAGAAAAACCAUAUCACUGUGAUAUUUGUGGUAAAUCAUUUUCUUACAAUAAUUGUUUAACUAGUCACAAACGUAUUCAUACAGGAGAGAAGCCAUAUCAUUGUGAUAUCUGUGGUAAAUUAUUCUCUGAAAGUAGUUACUUGACUAUUCACAGACGUGUUCACACUGGGGAAAGACCAUAUCACUGUGAUAUUUGUGGUAAAUCAUUUUCUUACAAUAACAAUUUAACUAGUCACGAGCGUAUUCAUACUGGAGAGAAGCCAUAUUCCUGUGAUAUCUGUGGUAAAUCAUUCUUUCAAAAAGGCCAGUUAAGUACACAUGUGAGUACUCACACACUCAACAGCACACAUUUACAGAAUAUAUUCUUAAAAAUGGAAAAAAACACUAUCAUUUCGAUAUGUAUAACAAAUAAUUCUCUCAUAAUGAAUGAAUUAACUACAGGAAAAAAUACUGACACAGGAGAGCAACCAUAUCACUGUGAUAUCUGUGGUAAAUCAUUCUCAGAAAGAGGUGUCUUAACUAAACACCAGCGUAUUCAUACAGGAGAGAAGCCAUAUCACUGUAUUAUCUGUGGUAAAUCAUUCUCUCAAAAUGGGGGCUUAACUAGACACAAACUUAUACAUACAAGAGUGAAGGCAUAUCAUUGUGAUAUCUGUGAUGUGUCAUUUUCUCGAAGUGGUCACUUAACUCGACACAGACGUACACAUACAGGAGAGAAGCCAUAUCGUUGUGAUAUCUGUGGUAAAUCAUUCUCUGGUAGUGGUACCUUGACUAGUCACAUACGUACACAUACAGGAGAGAAGCCAUAUCAUUGUGAUAUCUGUGGUAAAUCAUUCUCUGAUAGUGGUACCUUGACUAGUCACAUACGUACACAUACAGGAGAGAAGCCAUAUCAUUGUAAUAUCUGUGGUAAAUCAUUCUCUGAAAGUAAUCAUUUGACUCGUCACAAACGUACACAUACAGGAGAGAAGCCAUAUCAUUGUAAUAUCUGUGGUAAAUCAUUCUCUGAAAGUAAACUUUUGACUCGUCAUAAACGUACACAUACAGGAGAGAAGCCAUAUCAUUGUAAUAUCUGUGGUAAAUCAUUCUCUGAUAGUGGUACCUUGACUAGUCACAUACGUACACAUACAGGAGAGAAGCCAUAUCUUUGCGAUACCUGUGGAAAAUCAUUCUGUGAUAGUGGUACCUUGACUAAACACAAACGUACACAUACAGGAGAGAAGCCAUAUCAUUGUAAUAUCUGUGGUAAAUCUUUCUCUUAUAGUAGUCAUUUGACUAGACACAAACGUACACAUACUGCAGAAAGACCAUAUCAUUGUGAUAUCUGUGGUAAAUCAUUCUCUGAAAAGAGUGUCGUGACUAAACACAAACGUAUUCAUACAGGAGAGAAACCAUAUCAGUGUGAUAUCUGUGGUAAAUCAUUCUCUCGAAAAAGCUACUUGAGUAUACAUGUGAGUGUUCACUCACAAGUGUGACUACCUUGUCUGCAAAAGGCAGUUUUUUUUUUUUUCCUCUUCAAAUUUGACAUUAUCAACUUCAAUUUCCUCAAUGUCAACAUCAACUUCAUCAAUAUCAUCCUGAAUGUCGUAUAUCUAUGGAAAUAUAUCAACACAGCGAUGACUUUGAUUUCCGAAGAGAACUCUGCUAGAUUUUUGAGGAAUUUAUUAUGAAAUGAUUAAGAAAUGGGAAUAAAGAACGAAAGAUUAAAUUGA